Molecule: messenger RNA, 1035 nt
Organism: Phytophthora nicotianae INRA-310
Lineage: Eukaryota; Oomycota; Peronosporomycetes; Peronosporales; Peronosporaceae
Exons: 1
Coding region: 1-1035 (344 amino acids)
Source: RefSeq, a predicted model, not a curated record
AUGGCUCGAACAAAAACUGUGCAGCGCUCGAGCUCGGUUACAAGAGCAUUGAGUGACACACUAUCACAGCAACCUAAAGAAACCGAGACGCAAUUGGCUGAACAACCCGAGGCGAACGAGCCCGCGACAGCAACGACGAAAACACCCGUGACGAACUUGCCCGCGACGGAGAAUGCAUUCCUGGCGGAGACGAUUAAGACACCGGCAUCGGAGAGUCCGGUAGAACAAGAAACGAACGACGACGAACUGUCAGCGACGCGUGUGGAAACUACCACGGGAACGCAGACAACGUCGGCAGCAACGACGAUAAUUACUUCGGUGAUGACUUCGACAGUUACCCAACCCACGCUUCUCACAGCGGCAGGAUCGAUGGCGUCGAGGGCUGGCGGCCAAGGCUCAGCUGGAACGUUGAACCGGCCGGCGGCACAUGCAUCGACGCAGCAAGAUAAGUUGACAAUGGGCACAACGGCGACGUUACUCAGUGCGCUACAGUGGAUUAUGACGAUAGUGAAUCGUCUAGAGACGAGAAUAAACGACGUUGAAGCGGCUCAGGUUCCAUCGCACGAACAGCAAUCGACAACGCUACCCAUAUCGACUACGACGAGGAGCCCGGACACGGCUGAAGCUGCCGUUACGACCAGCGUUAAACGAAUGACCGCGGCCGUAGAAGCGCAACUCCAUAUGAUGACUUCGUCGGAAAGCCAGGCAACUGAGGCAGUGACGCCGACGGUAACCAAUUUGGCAAUGGACGCACCACCGCAGAACGUAGUUCCUGGCUUGGAACAACCGUUGGUUGCAUUGCUGGAAACCAUUAACGCGACGAAUCCGACCGCAGCAACAGUGGCAAAAUGGGGAACCGCAGCACGUGCUAGACCUGCAGUACCUCCGGGACCUGGUGAUGGUGAUGGCGGUGGUGGAGGUAGUAGUGAUGAUAGUGACUACAGCAGUCGCAGCGAAGACAAUGACAACUCCAGUGCCGAUGACCUCUGUGGACGACGACCAACAACGAAGACAUGGACGAGGAGACGUGCGUGA